GCGGUUUGUGGAUGCAAUGAAGCGCGGAGAAUGUUGUAGAGCUUGGCCGUAUCAAGUCAUAAGAACUCCAUGGGCAGAGAGAGUCAGUGGAAGACGGGCGGCCCCAUGGAGGAGGGAGGGGCAGAGAGCAUGUUUUAGGUAGAAAGAGUCGCCCAACAACGGUGGAAGAAGUUUGAAUCUCAACACAACUCCCAUGAAAGCUGACGUCUUGUUCGUGUGUUCUCCUACUAGAGUCCUAUUUGAUAUCUCAUGAAUUCGGGUCUAGAAUCCUCGUGGCACCGAAAGGCUAGCACGACUUAUCGCCCCCAUGGACGUCACACUUCCGGUGAAGUUACAAAAGAUGAGCAACAUCCAUUGCUCCGGGCAUCCUGUGGUUGGGUGGGGAGGGAGGCGAGGAGGACCAACAUUCUAAUCUGGGCAAAAUUGUAUGGCAAUUAAACUUUAUCACCCGGUGUCGGCUGCAUCUUUCUUCCAUCCAACGAUCGCCUAGAACCUGUGAGACAGAAGGACAAUAGUAGGGGCAAGCUUACAAAAGAUGAUCCAUGGCACUCAUGACAUGCAGAUGACAGAAGUUCCUGGAGGCUUCCAUGACCCACCACCUCAUCUACACCUGGCCAUGGUUUCUCUUCCCAAGCGAUCCUGGAAAGCUGGUGUGAUCGCUCGACAAGGAUGCAACGUGAAUCAACAAAAUUCGCAACAGAGCUGUUUGGACAUCCUCUGCUUCCGUUUCACAAAUUUUUUUCCCUGGUCAACUCUUGUGCCCCACAUGCUACACAUGUGGAUACCACACUCCGUGUUCGGUUGCGUAACUUGCACUGAAUUUCAUUUUUCCAUGUCAUCUGAUAUGAAUCUCGGCCAGAUGUUGGGUAGCCAGUAGAGGUGGGGUGGGGACACAGCAGCUUCUGUAUGUCAUGCUUCACAGACUGCAAUGGAAACGAAAAUUCCUACGUAAGCAUUAAGUUCAUGACACCUUUUUUCAAAAUUCCUGGCAAACAGCCGAAACGAAGUUUACACAAGAGGGCAGUGCUUGCGACACAUUGAGCUCUACACAAUCCUAUCUGCUGAAAAUCAACAAAUCCGAAUGAUGACGAGCGAACCACUUUCUUUUUAGAAAAGUCACAACACGACAUAAGGAUGAAGUCGAUAGGACUAUGUCGACCCUGUGAAAUUCUUCACUGUCGAUCAGUUUCUUCAUUGAACAACCGCCAUUAAGAGAAGGUUUACCUGUGUUUAAUUUUUAGUUUAUUGAGGGAGUUGGGCUCUACGUCUAGGGUUUAUUUGUAACACUCGAAAAUAUCUCAGCAGCCAGAUUUAUCGCAUGAUAUUGUAUCAUGCGAUGGUAUUUUUCUAUGAUUAAAGGUUUCAUGUCAAGC
Molecule: messenger RNA, 1373 nt
Organism: Marchantia polymorpha subsp. ruderalis
Lineage: Eukaryota; Viridiplantae; Streptophyta; Marchantiopsida; Marchantiales; Marchantiaceae
Source: the annotation of a GenBank genome assembly